This is a messenger RNA of Saccharomycopsis crataegensis, 903 nucleotides long. RefSeq names its product casein kinase 2 regulatory subunit CKB1 (gene CKB1). Gene Ontology annotation, molecular function: protein kinase regulator activity. The transcript has a single exon. Gene Ontology annotation, cellular component: UTP-C complex; protein kinase CK2 complex; cytoplasm. Gene Ontology annotation, biological process: regulation of transcription by RNA polymerase III. The coding region runs from base 1 to 903 and encodes 300 amino acids. NCBI's taxonomy places the organism in Eukaryota, Fungi, Ascomycota, Saccharomycetes, Ascoideales, Saccharomycopsidaceae. The record is from RefSeq and is a predicted model, not a curated record.
AUGUCAGCUUGGAAAUCAGGACAACAGAACGUCACAGAGGACGUGACUUCUGAAGAAUACGAAUCUUGGAUCUCCAACUACUGCACAUUAUUUGGCCAUGACUAUUUUGUCGAAGUGUCGCAAGACUUUAUCGAAGAUGAUUUCAACUUGACGGGGCUUUCGUCCGGGAUAUCGCACUACCGUGAAGCCCUUGAUUUGAUCCUUGAUUUCGAGCCAGAACCCCCAAUAAGCACCGCGGACUUGCCAUUAAUCGAACACAGUGCGGAAGAACUUUAUGGGUUGAUCCACGCCCGGUUCAUUUUGACCAAAGAAGGGCUCAACGCCAUGGCGGUGAAGUAUGAGAAUGGGCAUUUUGGCAGUUGUUCUCGAGUGAAUUGUGAUUCGAUGUUGUUGUUGCCAAUUGGCAGGUACGACCAGGCGGGAGUAGAAACCGUGCGGUUGUUUUGCCCAUGCUGUUGUGAUAUUUAUUUCCCAUCGUCGUCUAGAUACUUGAACAUUGAUGGGGCGUAUUUUGGCACCACUUUUCCAGGGUUAUUCAUUAAUACUUUCAAAGAAGUGGAAAGACAGGCGGCAGCAAGACAUCAAAAGGAAAGUUUCCAACUAAAGAUAUUUGGGUUCAAACUUAGCGAGCUCAGUAAAAGCGGGCCAAGAAUGAAAUGGUUGAGACAAUUCCCAACCACUCCUGAAGAAAUUGAAGAAUAUAAUAAGUGUGAGUAUUCAGUGGCGACUCCCCAAGACGUUGGUAAAUUGAAGGGAUCUAAAGAGAAGAGAGCAGAAGAAAAAGACAAAGAUAAAAAAGAUGUUGUCGAUGAGGAUGUCAAGAGUACUGACUCGAAGGUAAAAGCCGACGAUGAUGAUGUGACCAUGAAGAGUCCUGAUGGAAGUAUAAUGAGCGUGAAAUGA